AUGCCCCCGCCCAUGCCUGCCUCACGACCUCAGACGGGUGUGAUCAAUGCUGGCUCCCGGCCAUACCGCUCUCACAAGGUGAGGGCCUGCGACCUCUGCAGGAAGCGCAAGUCGCGAUGCACCGUCGACAUCCCGGGCCAGUCCUGUCUGCUUUGCCGCGUCCAGGGUGCCGAUUGCCAUUACCAGGAGGAUCCACCGCCCGAGUCCUCUUCGGUCAAUGCAGACACGAAACCGUCGCCCGGGUCGCAGUCUCUCGCGGGCCAUAAGCGCAGACGGGAGUCGGAGUUGGCUGCGGGGUCUGUUGAAGAUCCGGGAGACUCAUUAUCGGACAAGGGACACAGCUCGCCCUCGUUGCAUCGAACCAGAGACAGCCGGGACGAUGACAAGAGACGCCGCAAGGACGAGCAGGAUCCUCAGAAUGAAUCUGUGCUCAUUGUUGGGCCCGUGGCGGCAGAGGAUGCGCAGGUGAUCGAGAAGUACAUGCCUUCGGAGAGGUCCAGCAAAUCAGUCGAGACAGGGAAGAAACCGUACAAAGUCUACUCGAAUGACCCGCGAAAACCGGUGCUCUACACGACGGUGUCCAGACGCAGGCAGGGUGUCCGUGUGGGAAAUCCGCCGGGGGAGACCCAGAAAGAAAUUCUGGAGCAGAUUCUGGGCCCCUUCCGACAUGAUCUCGUUAGAUUGUUUCUGGACCGAUUCAAUGUCGCGUUCCCCAUCUUUGACGGUCAAGCCUUUUGGGAAGCCUACAUCUCGGGGGCCCCGGACGAUCCGCCCACUACGUUACUAUGUCAAGUUUAUGCAAUGUCCUUGGUCUACUGGAAGCAUACACCCAAGCUGGCCCGCCAUCCCAAACCUGACGUUCGAUAUGCGAUCAACUUGACCGUGGCUGCUCUCCACGAAGAGUUCUCUGCUCCGGGACUGUCGUCCCUGAGUGCGGCCUUAGUUGAUCUCACUGGACGACCGAUCUUUUCCAUGACGGGAAAUGCCAUCAGUUGCGGCCGGUUGGUGUCUCUUUCUCACUGUCUUGGCUUGAAUCGAGAUCCGAGCAACUGGAAAAUCUCACUCCAAGAGAAGAAGCAGCGGAUCCGUCUGUGGUGGGGGGUCGUGAUCCAUGAUCGCUGGGGUAGUUUUGGGCAUGGCGUUCCGCCUCAAAUUGCUAAAAACCAGUACGAUGUUCCCUUGCCGAGUGUGGAAGUGCUGGUGACCCAGCCCCGGGCCACGUCCCAGCAUAUCCGCGCCGCACACUGUCAUAUUGCGCUCUGCCGGUUAACGGAGAUCUUGGGGGAGUUGCUACCGCUGGUCUAUCAGCUUCAGCCGAGAUCUGCCAGGGAAACGUCCAAGAAGCUGAGGCAUAUCCGAACGGACCUCGAUACGUGGGAGGAUUCACUACCGGAGUUCCUGAGGGCGCCCUCGCAGUCUUCCGAGGCUUCUAUCUGCGGCACCAGCAGCUUACAUCUAGCGUUCCUUGCCGUUAAGAUGCUAGUCUGCCGUGUGGAAUUACAUGAAGUAAACAAUUCAGACACCGACAAUCCCGAAGCCCGCCGGUAUUUUCAAACGGAAUGCCGAAAAGCGGCGGAAGAAAUUGUCCAAUUUAUGGCAUCAUUGCAGAAUGUCCAUUUCCGGGAGUUCUGGUUGCCAUACAGCGCCUUUCACCUCACGUCGACGGCGACCCUGCUUGUCCGGUGCGCUUUGGAGACGACGGAUCCAGAAGUAGCCCGGUCAUGUCUGGCGAACGUGGAUACACUCCGCUCGAUCCUGCGACGAGUCAGAGAAGAAGAGGACUGGGACGUGGCCGACAUGUGCCUCGACCACUGCGAACGCAUCCUGAGCAGACAUCCAGAGAUUAUCAGCAGUAACAUCGGCGGCGCAAGUGGCGGUAACCAAGACAAGAACACUAAUAACAAUGCAGGGGCCGUGGAUGAGAAUAACAAUAACAAUAAUAAUAAUCUCACAAUGACCCCUGCGACCAUGGGGUUGCCGGAGACACACACUCACAAUGACAUUGUCGACGACAUGAUGUCUAUAUCAGGAACGUUUGGCACCAUGGACGGCUUCCCGUUUGACAUGACGGGGAUCUGGGACGUCUCGGGAUUUCAAGACGUCAACUUUACGUGA
Molecule: messenger RNA, 2115 nt
Organism: Rasamsonia emersonii CBS 393.64
Lineage: Eukaryota; Fungi; Ascomycota; Eurotiomycetes; Eurotiales; Trichocomaceae
Product: C6 transcription factor
Exons: 5
Coding region: 1-2115 (704 amino acids)
Biological process (GO): DNA-templated transcription
Cellular component (GO): nucleus
Molecular function (GO): zinc ion binding; DNA binding; DNA-binding transcription factor activity, RNA polymerase II-specific
Source: RefSeq, a predicted model, not a curated record